AUGGACAUUAUUUUGAAGCAUGAGCUUGAAAUUAAUGAUUCAUUUAGCCAAGAAUUCAGAAGUAACCCUGCUGCAAAAAGACAAAAAACAGUUCAAUAUCUGGAGCUUGAAAAUAAAUUACUUAAGUUUCAUAAGACUGGCUAUAGCAGUUCAAAAAAAAUAUAUAGAUUAGGACAGAUAAUAAAGCAUAGAGAAGAUGCCUCUGUAGAUGAUCCUGUUGUUGCUGCUACCAUUUCUAAAUUGAAAGAAUUAUUAGAAAAAUAUGAUCUAAAGAAUAUUUAUAAUAUAAAUAAAACUGAGUUGUUUUAUUAA
Messenger RNA from Dentiscutata erythropus, 312 nucleotides. Lineage: Eukaryota; Fungi; Glomeromycota; Glomeromycetes; Diversisporales; Gigasporaceae. The record is from the annotation of a GenBank genome assembly.